Phacochoerus africanus (Common warthog) is the source of this 2608-nucleotide messenger RNA. It is a transcript of the gene TMEM62, whose product is annotated as transmembrane protein 62. NCBI's taxonomy places the organism in Eukaryota, Metazoa, Chordata, Mammalia, Artiodactyla, Suidae. The transcript is spliced from 14 exons. The coding region runs from base 158 to 2089 and encodes 643 amino acids. The record is from RefSeq and is a predicted model, not a curated record. Gene Ontology annotation, molecular function: hydrolase activity.
AGACGUAGGCGGCCGGCAGGUGCACAGCGAGGUGCAGGUGCUGGAGGCGCCGCCCCAAGCCCUGCGAUCAUAGAGGCCGGAAGUGUGACCAGAGUAGCUCCUGAGGGCGUCGCUCCGCCCAGGUCCGGGACGCGAGGGCCGGGCCCCGGCGGGCGAGAUGGCAGCAACGCUGGCCAUCAGGGUGGUCGCCGGGCUGGCGGCCGCAGUUGUGGCGGCGGUGCUCCUGGAGCACUACGGCCUGGCCGGUCCUCCCUCGUCACUGCCGCAGCCGCGCACCCCCCGGAGCCCGCACCCUGCGCCGGGCGCCGGAGCCAGCAACAUCUUCUGGGGUCUGCAGAUAUCCGACAUUCACCUGAGCAGGUUUCACGAUCCAGGCAGAGCUAUAGACUUAGAGAAGUUCUGUUCUGAAACAAUUGACAUCAUUCAACCAGCUCUCGUCCUAGCAACAGGAGACCUGACAGAUGCCAAAACAAAGGAACAGUUGGGAUCCAGGCAGCAGGAGAUAGAAUGGCAGACUUACCUCGGUAUUCUCAGGAAGACAAGGGUAAUGGAAAAAACCAAGUGGCUUGAUAUCAAAGGAAAUCAUGAUGCAUUCAACAUUCCAAGUCUGGAGAGUGUUGAGAAUUAUUACAGGAAAUAUUCUGCCGUACGUAGGGAUGGCUCUUUCCAUUAUGUCCACAGUACUCCCUUUGGCAACUAUUCUUUCAUCUCUUUGGAUGCCACCCUAAAUCCAGGACCUAAGAGACCUUUUAAUUUCUUUGGAAUUUUAGAUCAGAAACAAAUGGAAGAUCUUUUAUUACUGGCCAAGGAAAGUAGUUGGAGCAACCACAGUAUUUGGUUUGGACACUUUACAACAUCCACUAUACUUUCUCCAUCACCGGGGAUUCGGUCAGUAAUGAGUUCGGCUACAGCUUAUUUGUGUGGGCACCUCCAUACGCUCGGUGGGCUGAUGCCUGUUUUGCACACUCGUCACUUCCAGGGCACUUUGGAACUUGAAGUGGGAGAUUGGAAGGAUAACAGAAGGUACCGGAUCUUUGCUUUUGAUCAUGACCUCUUUAGCUUUGCAGAUUUGAUCUUUGGCGAGUGGCCCGUGAUUCUUAUCACCAAUCCCAAGUCUCUCCUCUAUAGUUCUGCUAAACAUGAACCACUAGAAAGACUGCUUUACUCAACACACAUCAGAGUCUUGGCCUUUUCCUUAUCCUCCAUUACUUCUGUGACAGUUAAGAUUGAUGGAGUUCAUUUAGGGCAAGCCAGUCACUUGUCUGGUCCUAUUUUCAUACUAAAGUGGAACCCAAGAAACUAUGGUAAUAAGACACAUAACAUAGAAGUAAUCGUCCAGGAUUCUGCUGGAAGAAGUAAGAGUGUUCACCACGUUUUUUCUGCUCAGAAGGACAUUCAUCUUAGAUUUGAUCCUCUAGCAUCUUUUAUUCUCCUUACUGACCACUGCAUUGUGGCCCGGGUUGUUUUUGUGAUGAUUGUGCUGAUCCAGCUCAUCAUUCUCAUUACUUUCAGGUUUCGAGCACAUCCAGAGCAAAAAGGGCCGCCAGGAUUUGUAAAUUUGACCUCAUUUUCCCUUCACGUCUUGAGCAAAAUAAACAUCUUCUACUAUUCAGUGUUGUUGCUGACCCUAUAUACAGUGCUGGGACCAUGGUUUGUUGGUGAAAUCACUAAAGGCAAAUUGGGCUGCUGCUUUUCCUUUGGGAUCUUUGUUGAUGGACAUUUCCUACCAGGCAGCCUAACGUUUAUAUUUGGAAUUCUCCAGCUGGUGUUUUUUAACAUCCCCUUGAUGGCUUACCUGUGUUGGAGUUUGCUGCAGCGGUGCUUUGGUCACAACUUCAGGUCUCAUCUCCGUCAAGGAAAAUACUUGAAAAUUAUACCUGUUCAUCUACUUAUGUUACUGCUGUACAUCUGGCAGAUUUAUUCCUGCUACUUUCUUCAUAUGACAUAUGGCACUCUAGCUUUAUUAUUCUCCCCUUUGCGGACCUGGCUGACACUGGUGACACCUGUUCUCAUUCGUUGUGUGUGGACACUGAACUCCACAGAACUUGGAACCUUCAUAGUGCAGUUAAAAAGCCACCUGAGUUCCUGAAGGCCAUGUCUCAUCAUCCAGCUCUAGCCCAGGCCUCUGCCCCCCGAAACAGGCGGAAGGCCAAUACUAGUAGGCAAGCUUCAGGGAGCUGCUGUUUCUUGGCCACCUGGGAGUUGGGGGGAUUCCCCACUACUGAUUCCUGCAUAAUGGACUGCAGGAAAAAAAUCUCUAAAUAAUGCCAUGAUUCCUUCCUUCCCUAAGAAGGCAGAAGGUUGAUUUACUUUUGUGAAGAGAGAGCCCUAAUCUAGGAGAUCCACAGGGCAGGAGCUGGUGUGUAUGGUAGUAUGUGAACCCAGUGUUUUUUUAACGUUACCUCAUGUAAAGUACCUAGCACAGUGUCUGGAACUCAGCAGGGGACAAGGGCGCCACCACUUGAGGGGCAGGGAACCAGUGCAAACUUGGGCCUGACCCUGACUACCCUUGAUUAGUUCCUGGUCCUCUUUUCCGACAGGGUUCUCUGCUUCCUCAGUCGGAGGUGUUUGCCACUAAUCAAAUAAAUGAAUAAUGAAUAAGAAAUAA